Carcharodon carcharias (great white shark) is the source of this 3387-nucleotide messenger RNA. RefSeq names its product kinesin family member 2C (gene kif2c). Gene Ontology annotation, molecular function: microtubule binding; microtubule motor activity; ATP binding. The coding region runs from base 136 to 2205 and encodes 689 amino acids. The record is from RefSeq and is a predicted model, not a curated record. NCBI's taxonomy places the organism in Eukaryota, Metazoa, Chordata, Chondrichthyes, Lamniformes, Lamnidae. Gene Ontology annotation, biological process: microtubule-based movement. The transcript has 21 exons.
CGGGUUUUAUGACGUCGCUGUCGCGCUUGCUCAGCUUCUCGGGCUCGGCGCGCGCUGUUUUGAAGUUUGUUCGGUUUGUCUGUUGCCGCCGCUGUCGUUUGAUUUCUGAGAGUUUAACUCGGUUAAUGCGAAAGAAUGGCUCAACAUUUCGGGCGAUUGAAAGUGGGACUUAUUGUUAAAAUUCAACGUAGCAAUGGGAUGAUACAAGAUGCAAGCAUAACUGAAUUGUUUACGGAGAAAUCUUGUGUAAGAGCUGAGUGGCUAGAAGACACCAUAAGUAAGGCCAAAGAGAUUGACAUUGAAAGCUUACUAUUGUUAAAUCCUCACUUAGUAGAGAAGAUGCCACCUUCAAAUCUGCCAAGAAGGAACUCAAGGGUCCCAAGACGUGAAUCAGCACUGCCAAGAAAUGGGGUCACAAAGGAAAUACCACGCUCGACUCGUUCAAGAACACAAGCCACACUGGAAAUGCAAUUUGUGCCCAAUUCAAGACCAGAAGUAGAACCUGUAAGCUUCAGGAACAUUUCCACGGGAAGAAAGUCUGUCUGUGUAAGAGAAACUGAAAAGCUGAGAAAGCAGCGUGAAGAUAGACGAACUCAGCUACAGGAAAUACGGGAAAAGCGUGGACAGGAAUGUGAAACGGGUAAUCCAAACUGGGAAUUCAUGAAGAUGAUUGCAGAACUCCGAACUACUUUAGACUCUUAUCAACAUCUGUCUACUUCAGACCCUGUUGAGUUGCACAAAAUAUGUGUCUGUGUCCGAAAACGACCUCUCAGCAAAAAAGAAAAGGCAAAAAAAGAGAUUGAUGUAAUUACAGUUUCCAGCAAAAAUGUAGUUCUGGUACAUGAGCCAAAGAUGAAGGUUGAUCUCACCAAGUAUCUGGAUAACCAACCCUUCAGAUUUGACUAUGCCUUCGAUGAUUUUGUUACCAAUGAAGAGGUAUACAGAUUUACAGCAAAGCCUUUAGUACGGACCAUCUUUGAAAGGGGAAUGGCUACCUGCUUUGCCUAUGGACAGACUGGAAGUGGUAAAACUCACACUAUGGGUGGUAAUUUCUCUGGGAAAAACCAAGAUUGUUCAAAAGGAAUCUACGCUUUUGCAACUCAGGAUGUGUUUUUGCUGCUUGAACAGCCCCGAUACAAGGAUCUUAACCUGAAAGUAUCCGUAAGCUUUUUUGAAAUCUACAGUGGGAAGGUAUUUGAUCUCUUGAAUAAGAAAACUAAGCUGCGUAUAAUGGAAGACAAUAAACAACAGGUACAGAUUGUAGGGCUCCAGGAACAGAACGUCUUCUGUGUAGAUGAUGUGAUCAUGAAUAUUGAUAUGGGGAACAAUUACAGGACAUCUGGGCAAACUUCUGCAAAUAGCAAUUCCUCCAGGUCCCAUGCAGUAUUCCAGAUUAUUCUUCGGAGGAAUGAUAAGCUUUAUGGUCAGUUUUCCCUCAUUGACCUGGCUGGAAAUGAGCGAGGUGCUGAUACCAGUAGCGCAGAUCGACAAACACGCAUGGAAGGCGCAGAGAUUAAUAAAAGCCUACUUGCCUUGAAGGAGUGCAUUCGAUCACUGGGGCAGAAUAGUAUCUAUACACCAUUUCGAGCAAGCAAACUGACCCUGGUUCUGAGAGAUUCAUUUAUUGGAGAAAACUCUAGGACUUGCAUGAUUGCAAUGAUUUCACCAGGAUUAAAUUCCUGUGAACACACACUAAAUACGUUGAGAUAUGCGGACAGGGUAAAAGAACUUGGUGUUGAGGAAGUUUCCAAUGAACCAGCAUGUUCCACAAUAUCUAAAGAGCAAAGAUUCAACGAGUCCUUGGAGUCUGACAUUCGGUUGCUCUGUGAGAAAAAUCCUGGCGAACUUCAAAAUGAGAAUCAGAAAAUGGUUACAACGCAUGGUGGUUUGUCUUUGGAUGCUUCUCAGGAGGCACCAUCAAAGAUUUGUGACUUGCAUGUAGACGUUUCUAGAAUUCUUGAACUGGAAGAGCAAGUAGUGGAUGAACAUCGAGAAAUUCAACAGAAACUACUACUCUGGAGUGAUGCAGAUGACAAACUCCUGAAGAUGACUCAGCUACCUGACUAUAAUGUUGAGAAUUACACCAACAUACUACAAACAUACAUUGAUGAAAGGAUGGAAAUAUUUCAAGAUUUCGACAAAAACCUGAAGGCCUUGAGACAAGCCUUGCAGAAGGAGGAACAAGCUGCCAAAACUCAAGGCUGAGAUGUCAUCGGCAUCAAUUUGUGAAUUUGAAAUUGUGUUAGAGCACUUGCAUUGUAACUCAUGGCCACUGAAUUCAACUGUCAUUCAUACAGGGGCCAUAAACUUUGCAUGUGUUCCUCCUUACUGUUCCUGUCCUUACAAUCCUCUUUCUAAAAGUUUGUCUGUGAAUUUCCUUAUGUUUUCUUUUGAAAAUUGUACAGAUUUAUAUCUAGUAUAUAAUAUGCUUAAACUGACUUUGUCACCUAACUAAAUGUGGAAGUACGCGUACAUAGUGCAGGUUUGAUUAGUUUUUCAGGGUGCAUUGAUUUCUCUAACCCAUUCCUCAGUUGCUUGUGAAGAAAUGAUCUUCCAUAAGAUUAAAUGUAUUAAAUAGGAGGAUGGAAUUACUGUGCAUCCUUGUCCCCACUUUCCCCAACCUUCCCCAAUAAGUUCCAUGAGACCAAUUUUAAUAUGCUGGUAUUGUGGAACUGUAUUUAAUACAUACACUCCACAACACAUUAUUUUAUGAUUGUCCUAAUAGGAUAUACUACCAAACCUUUUUCGUAUUUGGGCUUCGUGAACAGUAGUUUUUUUUUUAUCCUCCUCAAGUAAUAAUUGAUUUUCAAACCAAAGGCCAAUUCACUAUGCACAUUAAACAUUUUGGAACUUGGUAUACGUUUGUUAGAUUGCUGAAAUAUUUUCUGAAUUCUUGGUGGUCUUUAUUAGGUUUGUAAAUCAGCUGCAGGAUGUUGGAACUCUUGCCUUGCAGUAAAGGAAAAAAUCGAGCUCUUAUGCAGUCUGGAAGAGCAGAUGUGAAGCAUGGCAAUCUGAGAUUUUUGAAUUGUUCUGAGAGCAAAAUUAGCAACUUUGCAUAGAAUUUGCUUAAUUCAUGAGUAAAAGCAUUUCAUACACUUGUAUAUUUUUUUAAUCCUGUGUCUGAAAAUGGAGUAGGAGGAGAGAAAUCAAUAGUUUCAAUUCUGAAAUGACCCUUUUUUAAUGUAUAAACUAGCUGUUGAAGAACUGAAUUAAGGUUUUCUUAGUCUACCCCUAAAUAAUUGCAGUAUUGAAGAUGAAAUGUCAAAUGUGGAUUGUUUUAUGAUUCACAUCCAAUCCCAGAAUGCAUGGGUCAUUGGAAUACAUUGAAUUAAAGAAUCAUCAUUAUACUGUAAUGUUUCACAUUUAAUAAAGAAAUUAAAUACCAUG